Cinclus cinclus is the source of this 7564-nucleotide messenger RNA. It is a transcript of the gene PGM2L1, whose product is annotated as phosphoglucomutase 2 like 1. The record is from RefSeq and is a predicted model, not a curated record. NCBI's taxonomy places the organism in Eukaryota, Metazoa, Chordata, Aves, Passeriformes, Cinclidae. Gene Ontology annotation, biological process: carbohydrate metabolic process. Gene Ontology annotation, molecular function: intramolecular phosphotransferase activity; glucose-1,6-bisphosphate synthase activity. The transcript has 12 exons. Bases 2168 to 3826 code for a protein of 552 amino acids.
GGAUGUGAAGGCUGCAGGGGAGGUGAAACUGGAGUACAAGCUGAUCUUCCCACCCAAACGGUUGCCUGGUUUUAAGGCAGGUUUAGGACUAGCACUUUGGACACAGUGCUGAAAAUGUCUGAGAUGCUGCUGUGGGCAGAGAGAUGAAGAUUAGGCUGACACAUCUUAUAUUGCCUGAGGGGAUGGACAUCUGAAAUACGGAUUUUUGUCAAUUCAGUAUUGAGAAGGUGGAUUUGAAUAAAUGAAACAGGAUACAGGUUGAAAAGGAGUGUUUUCUUCUUGGGGGUUUGUUGUUGUCCCGCUCACUUUUAUUUCCCACAACAGUUUCUCUGGUUGCUUGCUUGCUUUCAGCAACCGCUGGGGGAAAAAGCACUGCUGCUUUUAUGAAUAUUAGUGAUGUGUCUGAGCUGUAUUUUGCCUGCUGACAUUAUCCAUCCUUUGUGGAAGGUCACCUUGAAUGUUUGAGCAUGCUGCAGUCCAACUAAUUAUUUUCUUUCUUUUUUUUUUUUUCCUUUCUCCAGGGGAUCUACAAGUAUCUUGAGAGGAACUUUUCAGACUUUAAGCAGAGAGGCUUUGUUGUUGGAUAUGACACACGAGGUCAGGUCACCAGCAACUGCAGCAGUAAGAAGUAUGAGUAUUGAUUACAUUUGCAAGACUAGAAAUGAAAUUGUGGCUCUAAAUGUGUUCUGUCCUAUCAGCACUUUUCCUCUUUUGUGAUAAACUGGGCACACUCUCUCCUCUCCCUCAGUCUGUUGAAAUAGCAGUGAGGAGAAGCUGGGACUAAAUCCUUUGUGGUACCAGUUUGCCAGCAAAGGAGGAGUGUAAGGCUGUUUGUUCCACCAGAGAAUUGGCAGAUUAAAUGCACAAGAACAUGAGGCUUAGUAUGCCCGGAGACAAAUGUGAAUAUGAGGGUAAAUUCAGAGAUAUUAACACGCAGCUGGAAAGCCCUGAAUAUUAAUGCACUUUUAACACUGUCAUUCUCUGGUGUUUUACACCUGAUGUAAGCUUGCUUUCGGGGAGGGAACAAUAUCACAUACAGCCUGCUCUAACCCAGUGUAUUUUCACUUUGAGGGGGAUUGUAUCUGGAGUGCUUAAAAUGUAGGCUUCUGGCCAUGGCCAGCUGUGCACUCUGCAAGGAAAGGAGGGAAAACUGCUUCCUCAGUUCUCUAAGCCAUCUUAGUCCUUUGUCACUGGGGGGGGUCAAAACACCUGUGGUAAUGGCAUGCUGUGCAGAAAAGCCAACCCAGUAGCUAAUUAGGUAAAGCGAGGUUAAUUGUUGUAGUUAGUGUAACUAACAGUUUGUUGUUGUGCUUUUUUUUUUUCUUUUGUUUUUAAAUUCUGUAGAAUCUAAUGUUUUAGGGAUGAAAAAGUCCUUGGUAAAAUAGAGCACAGAAUCCAGUGACUGCCUUCUCUCCCCUGGCCUUUGGGAUAUGUGUGGUCCAUUACCCCCCCCCAGGCUUUGGCACCAGGGGUUUAAACUCACUGGUGACACUGUUUGCAGGGUGUUUGCAAGCCCGGACUGUGUGGGUUAUGCACAGUCUAAAAAUGUGGGGGUGUAAAGGUGAUGUCCCUCUUUAGCCACGCAAAGCCUGGAAUUCAGACUUGAUGGUAGCACAGUUGUUUCACAAGUCCAAGCAGCACCUCAGUUCCUGGCUGUGUGUCCCUCCUUUCUCCCUGGGAUCACGCACCCUUGCAGCAGUGCUGAAAUCGAGCUGGACUCCCCAAAAGGGUUUCCAGUGGAAGCUGAGGGCUUUUCCAGCUCUCUGUGGGCAGCAGGGCCCAGGGGGAUGCCAGGUCAUCCAGCUGUGUCCUGUAACUAACCUGCUGUAAACCAAGCAGAACUUGGGUAGCUUCAGCUCCAAGCUGAGCUCUCAGACUCUUCCAGGUGGUUUCAGGUGAUGUUGGGCAGGUACUGUGGUGGAAUUCUGAGUCAGUGAAACUUGGGUGGCUGGUGAUGGAGAGAAGGCAGUCAUUAUUAAUGCUUGUCUGUGAGAACAAGGGAGCAAGGUGAGCUUUACACCAUUUAAUCUCUCAUCUGUUUGGAUUCUGAGACUUCCCUCUAUCACUUUCCUGAGUGCCAAAGGAGUCUGAUAUCAGCUGCCUGGAAGAGAGUGGGCUUCCCUGGUGCUUGAAGGGCAAAGUGGAUAAUCAAGUGGGGUUUAGAACUAUGGGCACUGUUGCUGUAUCUAAACGUUCUGGAAUAAGGGGUGCUGCUUGGAAGAAAUAUAUUUUAGGAACAGAUCUGCUUCCUGGACGUUUUCCGAUGCUGCUGAGCAGGGCUGGCAAACGAGUUUUGUGUGGGACACCAAAUCCUUUUCCAAACAUGCUGACUGCAGACAUCUGGCUUGCGAAGCUCACUGCAGCAGUCCUGCUGGCAAAGGAUGUACUUGUGUACUUCUUUUCCACCUAUGUCCCUACCCCUUUCGUGCCCUACGCUGUUCAGCAGCUGGGGGCUGUGGCUGGGGUGAUGAUCACGGCGUCCCACAACAGAAAGGAGGACAAUGGCUACAAGGUUUAUUGGGAAAAUGGAGCACAGAUCACCUCUCCUCAUGAUAAGGAAAUUAUAAAAUGUAUAGAAGAGUGUGUUGAACCAUGGAAUGGCUCCUGGAAUGAAAAUCUGGUAGACACCAGUCCCCUCAGACAGGAUCCUCUGAAGAAAAUUUGUGACAGCUACAUGGAGGAUCUGACAAAGAUCUGCUAUCAUAGGGAGCUCAAUGUGCAGACCAGUCUGAAGUUUGUGCACACCUCUUUCCAUGGAGUGGGACAUGACUACGUGCAGUUGGCUUUCAAAGCCUUUGGAUUUCAGCCCCCCAUUCCAGUACCUGAGCAAAAAGAUCCAGAUCCAGACUUCUCUACUGUCAAAUGCCCAAAUCCUGAAGAAGGAGAAUGUGUUCUGGAGUUGUCGCUGAGGCUUGCAGAGAAAGAAGAUGCAAAAGUAGUGGUGGCCACUGAUCCAGAUGCAGAUCGACUGGCAGUGGCAGAACAGCAGGAAAAUGGCUGCUGGAAGGUGUUCACGGGCAAUGAGCUGGCAGCCUUGUUUGGCUGGUGGAUGUUUUCCUGCUGGAAGGAGAACUGCUCCCCAGAUGCUGAUGUGAGCAACGUUUACAUGCUGGCAACCACGGUCUCCUCCAAGAUUUUGAGGGCAAUUGCACACAAAGAGGGGUUUCACUUUGAGGAAACACUCCCUGGCUUUAAAUGGAUUGGAAGCAGAGUAAAAAAUCUCCUAGAUAAUGGAAAAGAAGUUCUCUUUGCAUUUGAGGAGUCUAUUGGCUUCAUGUGUGGCACGUCAGUGCUGGACAAGGAUGGAGUGAGUGCAGCUGUGGUCAUUGCUGAAAUGGCCACUUACCUGCAGGACCAGAGCCUGACCCUGGCACAGAAACUCGUUGACGUUUAUGAAACGUAUGGCUAUCACAUAUCCAAGACUUCCUAUUUCCUGUGCUAUGAUCCUCCCACUAUCAAAAGGAUAUUUGAGAGGCUGCGGAACUUCGACGGCCCUCAGAGCUACCCCAAAUGCUGUGGGGUUUACAACAUCUUACACGUCAGGGACGUGACCACUGGCUAUGACAGCAGCCAGCCGAACCGCAAGUCGGUGCUGCCGGCGAGCAGGAGCAGCCAGAUGAUCACGUUCACCUUCCAGAACGGCUGCGUGGCCACGCUGCGCACCAGCGGCACCGAGCCCAAGAUCAAGUACUACGCCGAGAUGUGCGCGCUGCCCGGGCACAGUGACAAAGGUGUGCUGGAAGAAGAGCUGCAGAAGCUGAUAGAGGCUUUGAUUGACAAUUUCCUGGAGCCUGCCAGCAACGGGCUGACCUGGCGCUCUGCGUAGAGCCCCGGUGCUCCCAGGAGUGGAACCAAGGACCCAGGAGCAGAACCAGUCUCAUCUUUGUGUGUGUGUGUUUUAAACAGCUGCAUUCUUUUUCUGUCAAGAAGAAGCAUUCUUUUGUCAGGCUUUUCACCAAAUUGGGAUAAGGAGAGGAGGUCAGAGGAAAGGAUAGCAUCUGUCGUUGCAGUUUUCAGUCCUUUUGACCAAAAGUUUUAACUCGGCCAUGCCAAUGCAAUUGAAUUGCCCUAGUACCUUUGAGGCAGCUGAGCUUAGCUGUUACACCUUGUCUUAAGCUCAGUUCAGGUACCUAAAACACCUCUUUUUGGUGCGUGGAAUGGUUUUAAAGGGGUGAUCACUCCAAACUGACAACGAAGGCUGCUUCUUUCCCCUGCAGCUCUGUAAACCUUCCCUUCAGGUCUGCACUUGCAAAAGCAUCAAAGCAGAGCUCAGAAUUUCUUAUUUAGGCAAACUGUUGACAUUUUUCAGCUACCUAACAAUUCUUCUGUUGGUAAAGGUGUUCUUGGGCAUUGUAGCUUUUCUGUGUGUGUAUUAAAAUGAUUGGCAGUGAAACAGUAGUGGCAACAGCUGCAGCUUGGGGUUGGAAUUGCUUGGUGCCUUUCCAAGCUUUCCAAAGGAGCAGGAACUUGGUCAUUCCUUGGUAAAAAUUGCCUCUUCUGACUACCAUAGGCUCUGUAGCUCCAUUUUUUUUUUUUUUUUUUUUUUUUUUUUGUGUCCCACAUCUCUGAAGUGUCUUAAGCUUUCUUGGUUUUCUGUAUUCAUUACUUGGAAUGGAAAUGCUAGUCAGUGAGUUGUUGGUUUUUUUCUGGCUUGAAUUCAUUUUGUCUGUGUAUUAAAGAUGAGGAAAAAAAAAAAAAACAAGGAAGAAAGUGGAGAUGACACACUGGCACAGUUACCAAAUUGUCAUUUUUUUUUUUUUUUUAAUUCUUUUUGGUCAUGUCCUGUCAGGUAAUUUGUUAAAAUAGCAAUUUGCAAAUCCUAUAGUUCUUUAAGGGUUAAUUUUUAACAACUUAUCUCAUUUGUUUUUUCCCUUUGCUCAAGUAGCAAGUGAGACUGCUAAUCACACUUUCCAAAAAAAAAAAAAAAAUAAAAACAAAACCCACCCAAACCAAUACUCAAGUUCUCCUCGGGGUUAUAUCAUAUUUUUGGACAAUAAAGGCAGUGUUUUGGGCCACAGGAGAGAGCUGGUUCUGCACAGCUCCCUGCUGUCAUUGACAGCCAGUAAAGAGAAAUAGCAGCAAUUGAGUGCUGGCUUUUAACUGUGCUGGAAAUUAUGAUGGGAUAAAGACCCUAAGGUGCUCUGGAGUUUGAGUUCUGUUGCUUUGCCACUGUUGUUGCCUCUCCAAAUUGAUCCUCCCUCUGAUGAUGCCCUUGCAGCUGGAUGCCAUAGGAUGGCACAGGGUAGGUUUGUGUGUUGCCUCUCCGUGGCUUCAGAGAGCCCUGAGGUUUGGGGGUUUCCUGCUGCCAGCAGCUUUGCACUAUAUCCAUGGAGAGGCAUUUCAGUGUCUAUGAAUGUACGUGUAUUAGAGAAGGUCUGUGUUGCACAAAUUGUGACAAGUCACUGCUAUUUAUUUAUUUUAUUUUUUUAUUUUAAGAGAGUAUCUCUGAAUUGUUGUGCCAUCGAGUGAAAUGUAUCUGAUGCCAAAAUCUUGGGGUUUUUUCAACCUUGAUUGUACGUUUGACUGACGUGGUGGGGAAAAAGAGGUAAACCCUGUUACACUCAGAGGAUGCUUCUGCUGUUGUCUGUGCUGGGUAGGGCUGGGAAGGCAUUUCUGACUGCUGCUUUGCCUUCAGCUCUCCAGAAAGGGUGCAGAUCUGCAUUACCACUGCACUGAACCUUCAGGAGCUCUUGCGGUUCCUUCCAUUGGCAGCACAUUAAACCCUGAGGCAUCGAGGGUUUUGUUCUCCAAGUAGUAAAGAAAACAAGUGGCUUGGGGCACAGUUUUUGAACAAACACUGUAAGAAGUGUAGUGUGUGUGUUUGUGAUGAGCCCAGCUGUGUGCUGUUGUAGCAGUCCUGUCUUGUGAGUGAUGGUUGUGCUCCUACAAGGAGCAGGAAUCCGCAGCUCCCCAGAUACCUGCUGUGUGCCAGAAAUGGAGAAAAUAUUUUCAAAUAAGCGUUGUUGGGAGCUGGUAACUGUUCAUAGUCUAGCUAUCUUUAAUCCAAGAGGAAAACCCAACUGUGGGGCGUUGUGUGUCUGGGAUUUUCCCCGUGGGUAGGUCUGGCAAUGAGCUGUAGCUGUAGUGAUGCUUUUGGGAGGGCAGCAGCAGGCACAACAUGUCGAAUGUACUUUCAGGGUAUAAUAAUUAUUUGCUGUUUUGAAACUGCUGCUACUGUUGUUCUCCUACUGUAUUGGAACUGUUUGAUGUAUUUAUACUGCUCCAUUUGUGGAACUCCUUUCUGUCAUCCCUUACUUCUGUUACUGUGAAGGACUGGAAUUCUCGUUUCCUUGCCGUGUAACUUCGUCACGCCUUGUGUUAGAGUUUACUUGGUUUGUGCACAGCCUUCCUUGAGUUGUCAGCUGUUCUUUGCCCCUUCUCAGAUAAGAACAAAGGCUUUUCUAGCCGGAGUAGAAAGCAGAUCACAGGUCCAAGGACGCUGUGGAUGUUGUUUCUGAGGUGCUUCCAGGUAAAACACAGCUGGGCAGAGGCUAAAGCUGCGCUCCUGCGGCCAGUGUUGUUGGGUUUAGGGGCUGGUAAAAGCUGGAGAGCUUGGGUUUGUCCCUUGGCUGUGACAGGUUUAAUCUCUGGGGUGAAGUUGUGCUUCCGUGGGCCUGGGGCAGGAGCUUUCCAGGUUCAGGGCUUUGCCAGGCAAGGCUGGAUGAAUGUCUGUGGGGCAGAGCUUGUGGCUGAGUUUCUGACUGAGGUGGUGAUACAGCGUCUGGGGUGCGGAUUAAGCGCUUCCAAGUGCAGUCCACGUCUCUCCUGCUGCCCCUCUGGGGGUGUGUGAGGGAAUUGCCAGCUCUGGCGUGGCAGAGAAGGAGGGAAUGUGUGUAACAGGGAGAGCUGGGCUGCAGCCUUGGCCCAGAGGAGCAGCCUGGUCCCCCCCCUGGUGCUGGGCAGCUGUGGCAGUGCCGCUGCCCUUGUGUCCCCAGCAGGGUAGGACUCCAAGGAGCUCCUGGAGCCUUGCGCGUUUCCCUCGUCAGAGAAUUUCCAAGGAGGGGAAAUGCACACUCGUGGUGCUUUGUGAGCCCUCCCUGCCAGGCUCCUGAGGUUGUUGGGGGGUUCCAGCUGCCCUUUGUUUACAGGAGGUGCUUUUGUGAGGCGCUCAGGUGGAAGCCAGCAGAGGAAGAAGGGGUUCUGUCACUUGGGCAGGCUGGGAUGUGUGUGCUGCUUGAGGAAGCAUCUGGGUGGGCUCUACUUAUAAUGAAACUGUUACCACUUUUUGUUUUCCCUCCCUGUUUCUGUCCUCUCCCCUAAGGAGAGGGGGCUCCCUGCAUGGUGACACCUGCGUGGUUACAGCCCAGCUUGAUUCCCUCUGCUCAAGAAUGGCUUUGUACAAGGUGGUUGAGGUAUCUUCAGCUGCAUUGUUCUCCUUGCCUGGAACUGUGGCGGGUUCUGGAUCUGUACUCCUGUUUACCUGAUGUCUGUUCUGUAAAACUUAAGGUGUAUUACAAAUACAGAGUGAGAAUUUGCACUUUUCUGCAGAGUUUCUGUGUAUUGCUAUGUGGAUUUAGCUGAAUGAAGUGUUAUGAGUAAUAAAAUAUUCCCUUUGUAGUCUCAA